Molecule: messenger RNA, 934 nt
Organism: Lecanosticta acicola
Lineage: Eukaryota; Fungi; Ascomycota; Dothideomycetes; Mycosphaerellales; Mycosphaerellaceae
Source: the annotation of a GenBank genome assembly
AUGGCGGCACCCUCGCCAUGCAGCCUCACGUCCAUCACUAGCGAGUCCCAGUUCCGAGAGCAGAUCUCCCAGCUGCCGCCUUCAUGUCUGGCCGUCAUCUACUUCAACGCCUCAUGGGCUGAGCCAUGCAAGCGCAUGUCCACCAUCCUCUCCACCCUCGCCCAGACAUACGAGGCCACCUCCCCACCACGCAUAGCCUUCUUCGACCUGGAUGCUGAGGAGCUGGAAGAGGUGGCGGAAGAGUACAACAUCGUGCAGGUGCCCGUCGUGAUAUUGCAGCAGGACGGCAAUCGCGUAUUCGAGAUCACGGGUACAGAUGCUACACAUGUCCGGGCUUCCAUCGAAAGAUUCGCUGCUGGAAAUGCGGCCACAGGCAGCCUGCCACCUGCCCAGACGGUCACCAAACCCGCCGAACAAACUCAGCAAGCACCACAUGCCAACGGCGGGGAUAUGGCAAAGUACGCCCCGGACGCAUCCGAUCCUGCCACCGCGCCGCAAUACAGCUCGGAAGAAUUGAGCGGGGACAAGCCCAGGGAACAGCUCAAUGAGCGCCUCGGAGAGCUGGUCAAGGCCGCACCAGUGAUGCUCUUCAUGAAGGGUACGCCCUCAGCGCCUCAGUGCGGUUUCAGCAGACAGACCGUCAGCAUUUUGCGAGAGAAGGGCAUCAGAUAUGGCUUCUUCAACAUUUUGGCCGACGAUGAGGUCAGGCAGGGUCUGAAGGAGUUCAGUGAUUGGCCGACAUUCCCACAAGUCUACGUUGAUGGCGAGUUAGUUGGCGGACUGGACAUCGUAAGUGCAAGAUGCGAAUUGCUUGCAAGGACUGCGAAUACUGACUAUCCCGCAGUUGAAGGAAGAAUUCGAGAACGAUCCGACCUUCUUGGACUCGUACUCGGUGAAGAACAAGCUGGGUGGUCCGGCUGCGCCAGAACAAUAA